Messenger RNA from Hyalella azteca, 716 nucleotides. RefSeq lists its product as uncharacterized. The record is from RefSeq and is a predicted model, not a curated record. NCBI's taxonomy places the organism in Eukaryota, Metazoa, Arthropoda, Malacostraca, Amphipoda, Hyalellidae. The transcript is spliced from 4 exons. The annotation marks the transcript as partial.
AUGUGUAUAAGAGACAGNAGGACUGCCACCACUCGCAGGACUGCCACCACUCGCAGGACUGCCACCACUCGCAGGACUGCCACCACUCGCAGGACUGCCACCACUCACAGGACUGCCACCACUCGCAGGACUGCCACCACUCGCAGGACUGCCACCCUGCCACUACUACGCAACCUGACACCGGGGGCGGGACUGCGGCAGCUAAAGCCCCCGCAGCUCGCAGCAUCGACUUCGACGACAGCCGCGCUUCCCUCGAGUGUCGUCCUGACAAGAAGACUUCGUCAGAAAUUAACGAGACCCUGCAAGUCCCCGGCCAGCCCAAGGACUCAGCAGUGCCUGCAGGAUCCCAGCGAAGCAAGAACAGGAAUAAAGAACGCGUGCCUCGUGCGUCGACCGCCGGGACGCGCAGACGCCGAGGGCGCGGCGCUCCCAACUACUCGGAGCCUGACGACGACCUGCUCGCCGACCUCUACGAGGGCCUACGGGACCCUGACGAGGAGCUGGAGGCCAGCAGCCGCUCGUCGUCACGAGACCACACCUGCCAGAGGGACGAGAAGUUCAACCCGCGCACCAGGAAGUUCUCAGAGGACGAGCUACGACCGCAGCCUAUAGUGAAGAAGAGCAGGAAGCAGCAUCAGAAGCUGCAGCAGGAGCUGGAUGCCGCGCACGCCACCAUCAGGAGCCUCCAGCGCCGCCUCGCACAGUACGAGCACUGA